This is a messenger RNA of Thlaspi arvense, 952 nucleotides long. Lineage: Eukaryota; Viridiplantae; Streptophyta; Magnoliopsida; Brassicales; Brassicaceae. The record is from the annotation of a GenBank genome assembly.
CGGCAACCACCAAAAACAGAGCACACUCAAAAAACACAAAUCUUCAUUUCAUUUAGAUUUUCGGGAAAAGCUACUACAAUUCGAGAUCGGAGAUGGAAAACGGCGACAUUGUCCUAGCGGAGAUGAGGCCGAAGAGGCGUGCAGGAAGGCGGAUUUUCAAGGAGACACGUCAUCCGGUCUACAGAGGGGUGCGGCAGAGGGACGGCGAUAAAUGGGUCUGUGAAGUCCGAGAACCGAUUCACCAGCGCCGAAUCUGGCUCGGCACUUAUCCUACGGCGGAGAUGGCUGCGCGUGCUCACGACGUGGCGGCGCUUGCUCUGCGCGGGAGAUCCGCGUGCUUGAAUUUCUCAGACUCCGCUUGGCGCUUACCGACGCCGGAAACCACUGAUCCGGAUACAAUCAGGCGUACGGCGGCGGAAGCUGCGGAGAUAUUCCGACCGUCGGAGUUUAGCCACGGAAUUACUGUUUUGCCCUCGUCCGGUGGUGGCGAGCUUGCCACGUCGGAGGAGGGAUCAGAGGGAAUCGCUGGAAUGAUGAUGAGGCUCGCGGAGGAGCCGUUGAUGUCUCCGCCGAGAUCGUACAUUGACAUGAAUACGAGUGUAUACGUGGAAGAAGAAAUGUGUUAUGAAGAGUUGUCACUGUGGAGUUACUAAAGUAUGUAUACGUAUUAAUGUAUGUAUCAUGGUAUCAUGUAUCAUGUAUGUGUGGUAAAUUUUCGCGGGGUUUUUUAAUCAGUUUAAGAAGCUUCAGUUAUAUAAUAAUUUUGUGCAAAAGAUUCUUGGAAUCUUUGGUGUUUGUGUUUACUUUUUUUCGUGAAGCAAGCCUUAUAAAGAGCUUUGUUUACGUAUAUUUGGAAUGGGCUUAGAUAAAGUUUAGCCCAUCUUAAGAAGUCAUGUUGACUAUGUUUUUUUUUGGUUUACCUAGUUUCCUUAUAGGUAUUACCAAACUGUGU